ACUUAUCUUCUUCCCUCCUGGUGUUUUUAUAGAGAGGGGCUUAUCCAAAUACCCGAAUGCAAUGAGAGAUGGCUCUCCACCUUCUCUCUCCUCUCUCUAUAUUUUCUCCGUCUUCUUCUUCUUCUUCUACUUCUCUAUCAUUGGCUAUUUCUCCUCAUCCAUCCUGCUUCUGGAUUUCGCAUUGGCUUGUAGUCUCCAGGUUGCCAAGGAAAAACCUGAAUUUGCAACCAAGGUCUUCUGAUGGAGUGCGGUUUCAUACUCCAAUUGCUUCUCGAGAAAGACUGGCUGUGAUUGUUCGGGCUUCACCGGACGUGGAUGGAAAGGAUUCAGAAAGCAAAGAAACGCCCGCAGAGGCAUCUGGAGAGAUAGUCUCGAUUGAAAAUCUUCCCCUGGAAUCCAAGCAGCAGAUGAUGCUUGAACAGAAGCUGAGAAUGAAGUUGGCCAAGAAGAUAAGGCUGCGGAGGAAGCGGCUUGUCCGCAAGCGGAGGAUGAGGAAGAAGGGCAGAUGGCCACCUUCCAAGAUGAAGAAGAACAAGAACGUCUGAUGGGCAACAAGUUCAAGAAGCCUUUCAGGUUUAGAGCUGGCUCUAUUUCUGAUUUUUCUUUUGCAUUCAAUGUUUCCUGAUUUUGGAUUAAUCAGCAUUUGAAUAUAUGUUUUUGCUUGUUGGGUCAAAUUCAA
Molecule: messenger RNA, 679 nt
Organism: Magnolia sinica
Lineage: Eukaryota; Viridiplantae; Streptophyta; Magnoliopsida; Magnoliales; Magnoliaceae
Product: large ribosomal subunit protein cL37 alpha
Exons: 3
Coding region: 69-545 (158 amino acids)
Source: RefSeq, a predicted model, not a curated record